Messenger RNA from Hermetia illucens (black soldier fly), 3814 nucleotides. Its product is annotated as homeobox protein Meis3-like. Gene Ontology annotation, molecular function: DNA-binding transcription factor activity, RNA polymerase II-specific; RNA polymerase II cis-regulatory region sequence-specific DNA binding. Lineage: Eukaryota; Metazoa; Arthropoda; Insecta; Diptera; Stratiomyidae. The transcript has 13 exons. Gene Ontology annotation, biological process: regulation of transcription by RNA polymerase II. The record is from RefSeq and is a predicted model, not a curated record. The coding region runs from base 1498 to 2907 and encodes 469 amino acids.
AUGCGCUUCAGAAAUCUACUCUCCCUAUCCAUCUCUUUCCUUCACAUUGCAUGAUAGCCGGACACAUUUCCAAACAAAUCGGAGCGCACACCUACGCCUUAUCAACUGUCAUUAACGACUCGUGUAUCGGCAUCCUCCUCCCACUCGUAUUUGCCCUCGCGCUCUUCGCUCAUCCGCCAGAACGAGACCAGGCGCUUGUGCGACUUGAACUUCUCGCGAGUGCGAUUCUCGUGUCGGCGGCGGUGGAGCAUCCUCAAGAACUUUUUCUCGACAACCGCCGCAAAGUGGAACGGCCGCGCCGCAGACAGUCGACAGUCCUCGACGGCUUCUGGUCCAUUUUUUUUCGUUUGAUCCGCGCUUUUGUCCUCGUCGGAGUUCCGUGCCGUCCUCGCGAGGGGAGUAACAGGAAGAGGUCUCAAGUGGCGAUUUUCCCUGUCGUCGUUUGGUUUGUUUUCGCCUUUCCUUCGACUGGGGCACACUCGCGACAAAUAGGCAGCGAGCGGGGCGGUUGGUGUUUGUUGUGCAAUUAAUCAAAAACCUCGAGCGUGUUCCGGGCAGAAGGUAAAUAAACAGACAGUGCAGGCCGAGUUGGUGUUUUGUGUGCUACUGGCGGAGGGCGGUCAGACGGCGAUGCGGACGGGCCGCGACUCUGGACGGGUGCCUUGAAGUGAGUCCGCGAAGGAGCCGCAGCUCCUGCUCCUUAUCAGUGUCCGGAUUGGGAUUCCGCCAUAUGACUGGGUAGCCGUUGCGUUUUCGCUGGCCAGCGAAUUGGCUGCCACUUGCAGUGUUGCAUCGAUUUCUGCUAGUUUGUCGCGUGCUGCUCGCGCCGUCCGAGCGGGCCGUCUUCCAAGGACGAGACAACUUUCCGCACGGCAGAGAUCCAUUGGCACUGUCACUGCCAUUGUCAUCCUCUGCCCGUCCAGCGCGAGCCGUCUUGGUUCUUUGUGCAUUACAUAAACGGGCCCCGUGCGAACAGUGCACAUUUCGUCCUCCCGGCGAGCGAACCUCGGGGCAAAUCCUCGGAAACUCCCAGUUAUCGAAAUCCGCUUAGCGUGAAGAAGAUUCUGAGUUUUGUGUGUGAAACGUGCCGUUGAGUGUUGUGUCGCCUCCGCGAAAAGUGACUCCUCGGGCAACUUGGUUCUGGGGUGUGUUGUCGCGCUCCCGUCGCCCUCGCCGCUUCGAGUACGCUGGCAGGAACCCACCCUGCGGACCACGGAACCCCAGCCCACCGGACGGGGCCAGCAUCCUUUAAGCAAGCAACAAUAGCGCUCAUCCACUGAAUCCUCGAUACGCGACGACGACGUCGGAGGCAUCCCUAAGCACCCGGGCGCUGCUCUGGAGGACUCAUGGAUCGAAGAAUGCUGGGUUCUGUUGUGAUGCAGAAAACAUACUACACACUAUUCAUUGUUGACUGAGAAAUUUUGUUCCUGACCAUUGAAUCCUGAUAGUAUUAAUCUUUUCAUUAAACCUUCAAUAAACUACACUUAGGACUACAAAAUGCAAGAGAACAAUAUAUCAACGCCUCCAGCCCCAAAUGGUAUCGACCAAGCACAAUUUGAGGCCGAUAAACGUGCCGUUUACAAACAUCCUUUGUUCUCGCUAUUGGCGCUAUUGUUGGAGAAGUGCGAACAGGCAACGCAAGGCUAUGUGCCUUCAUCGUCGUCAAAUUCAUCCACAUCCAGUCCGAAUGGAACUAAUAAUGGUAAUGGAGAUGGGGAUAGUUUUUCUAGAGACAUUCAAGCCUUUGUACAGUUAUUAGAAAAAGAAAAGCGUCCCUUGUUAACAAAUAAUGCUGAAUUAGAUGGAUUGAUGAUUAAAGCAUUGCAGGUUCUACGAAUUCAUUUAUUAGAAUUAGAAAAGGUGCAAGAAUUAUGCAGAGACUUUUGUACACGCUAUAUUGCUUGCCUUCGAAAUAAGAUGCAAUCUGAAAACUUACUUAGGUCUGAUUAUCCUCUUGAAAAUAAUAAUAAUCUAUCAAAUUCCAACAGUCCAAUUAAUAGCCCCGAACAAGAGCAAGUAACGAGUCAAUCUAGUAAUUUUUAUACCAAUAAUGAUUAUAUGCCUAGCACAGAAACCAGUGAAUUCAGUAGUAUGCCAGCAGCCUAUAAUCUAUCAUCAACAAACCACAUAACCGACAAUAGUUUUAAUAAUAAUUCCAAUGAAUUAAGUUCCAAUGGAAAUACAAUUCCUAUGGCCAGUCUUCCUGUACAACAUACGCAAAGCAAUAUUGCGUUGCCGCAUCAACAAUCGCCAUCGGUCACGCCUGCGGCCGUCAAUCCCAUAAAUGCUUCUCAAAUACUGGGAUCAACUCCUCUUAGCCAAAUCGGAUGUCCGCCAUUGUCCUUAGAUCAAUUUUCAGGACAACUAUCACCAUGUGGAAGUUCUGACGAAGUGGACUCCGAAUUAGACUCCAAUAAUGAUGACUUGAGUUCGAACCUAUCAACUAAUUCGGGAUCGAAACGACAGAAACGAGGAAUAUUGCCAAAACAAGCGACAAGUGUGAUGCGAGCGUGGCUGUUUCAGCAUUUAGUGCACCCUUACCCAACGGAAGAUGAAAAACGCGCAAUAGCUGCACAAACAAAUUUAACACUUCUACAAGUCAAUAACUGGUUCAUAAAUGCACGUCGAAGGAUACUCCAACCAAUGCUUGAACACGCUAGUGACAACGGAUCCAAUCAACAAGCUCGCAAGAAAACACCGCCCAAUAGUAGCCCAUCAAAACGUUUUUGGCCGGAAAAUCUUUCAACACAAAAUAUCAAUCCGGCCAUGAUUGAUCCCAAUAUUGAAAAUAUGAGUGGAAAUAUAAAUCGUGCAGAAAUCGAAAGAUUACCAUCACAAAAAUUGGAUGAGAACUUCUAUAGUUCGGAAGAUAGUAAUGACAGUUUAGUAAUCGAUCAGGAGUGUUGAAUGAUCGCAAAAGAUUAAAAGAUAAGCGUUGUCCUGUAAUUUAAAUAAGAUAUGAAAAUGGUGCAAUAAAUAACUAUUGAAUAAAUAUAGUUUUAAAAGGAAGAAGCAGUCAGUGGAGCUUUUGAGUUUGGAAAAGAUUCUUGGGGAAACAUAUUUACUUGGCGAAUACCGGACCUGGUUAAUCCUGGCAAUUUAAGGGCGCCAUUUAUAUUGUAUCUACAAUUUUAUAUUAUUGUUUUGUGGCCAAUGUCAGCCUUGUUGCCAUUUCUUUUUUUCUAAAACAUUGUCAGCUGCAUAUUGUUUUUUUCAGCAGUUUUUCAAGGAUUAUGAGGAUGAUUUUUAUGAUUUUUUUAUGAUUUUUAUGAUUUAAUCAUGAUUUUUAUUCGCGAUUUUUUAUGAAAUCAAUGAUUCAAAUUACUUAAAAAAUCUGGAAAAUGGAUCACUUUGUAAAUAUGUUUUCCAAGAGAAUAUAUCCCAAAGCUAAGAUUCACAAUAUAUUACAUAUACGAGUACCCAAGAGAUUUUAUCUUGUGCGUGUUAUGAACUUUCUCGCAAUAAAGUAUUUUUCGAAAGUGUACAGUGGCGGUAAAAAUGAUAAGACACCCCAUGUUUUUCAAGAAAUCUUAAAAAAAAAUAAAACAAUUUCAAGAAGCUGUGUAUGCAUCUUAGAUAACUAGACGUAAUUGCAUUCGCCUGAGUAAUUACCUGGGGUUUCCCCGUAUAAAAAAUCCAGUAAUUAAAAAAAGUCGGAUUUCAGGUAGGUAAAAAAGAUAAGACACCUUAUAUUGGUUUGGGGAAAAAGCAAUGUCGUAUUUGUGAUCGAAUUUUAACGCUUUAUUUAACAUACUUAGAAUUAUCCGGUUUAAGUCAAAUAUGCGCGCGUUUUGUUCGCAAACUUGUUGCCAUU